ACAGGGCAGCUUUGUGCCUGAGCUUGAUCGAGUUGAGCGGGGCGCACCCGAAAAAGGGCGUUGUUCGGCAGAUUUGGGGGGCGAUUGACUUUGCUCGCUUCUCUCCCCGUUUGUCCUUUCACUCCGUCCCCACUGUAGACUUGUUGUUUACAUACUAUUACAUCGUUGUGAAGCCACUGUCAAGCGAUCUGUCGCAGCUCUGAACUCCGGCAAACAAACUUUGUGCGCUCGGGUGUCCAAUGGCUAUUAAAGCAGUCAUAUUCACUUAAGUAAGGAGCACCAAGAUGUUCGCGUGCUUCCGGGGGCCUGUGAGCGCUCGCACGAGGCGUUCCCAUCAGAAUUGUCAGUCGCGAAGUCCCGCCCAGCCGCUAGUGCACUGCGCAUUAAGCGCGAAUGAUAGUGCAGGACACAUGCUUAGUGUAGAGCCCGAAUUCAGCCCAUCGGCCGACGCGACUAAGCCUGAGGUGGCCACGGUGCCAUCUGCUGAGCCGUAUGCCCCUGACUCGCCUGCCUUCGACUUGGAGGCCGAGCAGCAGCGUCUGUUGUUCGAGCUUUCCCAGGCGCUCAGCGGCGUCGCCCAUGAGGCUGCGGUGGAGGUCGCAGUGCCGCGGCUGCUGCGCCGACUGGGCGCAUGCCUGGCCUUAGGAGCCGACACCUCCGCACUCACGCUAAGGCUGUACGGCAUCGCACCUGCCGUUCGCGCCGCCGCCGGCGGCGCCAGCCCCCAGGUCAACGGCCAACCGCCGCCGGCUGCGGCCGCCGCCGCCGCCGCUGCCGUGUUGCUGGCCUCACACUCGCCGCUCUCCUCCCUGCAUGGCGGCGGUGGUGGCGCGGCCAUGCUGAUGGGUGGUCGGCAGGAGUUGUCUGAGAUGCUGCAACAGGCGGUUGCAUCGCGGGCGCCUGUGGCCCGGAUACGUGCGACAGACUCGGCGGAUGGCGAUGUGCUGACGGCGGCGGCGGAUGUGUCGUCCGUAACCGCGGCGGCAGCGGCGGCGGCGGCUGGCUCCGUCGGCUGGCGCCGCCGCACAGCAGCGGUCCGGAUAGCGCUCCCGCUCCUGUCGCCGCUGUCGCAGCCGCCGCGCCCGCCGCCUGCUACUGCGGCUGCUGCGGCAGCUACUGCUGCGGUGGCGGCGGCGGUGGCGAUGCCGUACGCCGUGCUGUGGAUAGAAGCUGUGGUGCAGGUGCCGGUGCCGGUGCCGUCCCCGCUGGAUCAGGACCAAGAGCAGCAGCAGGGCCAGAUGCAGCCGCCGCCGCCGCCGCCGGUGCUUCUGCUUGCGAUGGAGUCGGCGGCGUCAAACGCCAUCACGUCAACCGCCGCCGCCGCCGCCGCCGCCGCCACGACGCCGGCUUCGCCGUCGCUCCUGCAGCGUCUGGCGCUGGUGUGCUCCACGGUGCUUGCGCCCGCCACUGCUACUGCCGCGGCCGCCGCCGUGCCGCAGGCGUCGCGUGGUGCUACUGCCGCCGCCGCCGUUGCGCACGCCCUGUUGAUGACACACGGGGCAGUAGGAGGCGACGACGACCCAUUCGCACCACCACCGGUAAUGGCGUCGACGUUGCAGUCACUGACUCUGUCGCCGGCGCCGUCGUCGAAUGAGGUGGCGUGGAUGGCGGCGCGGCUGUGGCGGCUGGCGGCGGCGCCGUCGCUGCCGGCGGCGGUUGACGCCGUGAGCGGGUUGCUUGUUCAGGCCGUGCGGCGGCGCUUCCUGCUCGAUGCCGGCGUGACAGCGGCGCUGGUGCCUGUUGUGGCAAUUGGCGGCGGCGUCAGUGGCGGCGGCGGCGGCGGCGGCGUUGUGGAUGAGGCUGUACGCCGAACUGCAUUUAUGCUAGGGCUUGGGCCCGUGAGGAUGACUCAGCAGCAGCCGCUGCAGCCGAAGGCGGCAGCGGCGGCGGCGGCGGCGCAGCAGCAGCAGCAGCAGCAGCAACAUCCGCAGCGGCAGCAGUGCCCACAGCAGCCGUGGCAGCAGCCUCAGCAGCACGGGGCUGCUAAUGCUGGUGCAGCGGCGGCGGCGGCGGCGGCGGCGGAGACGCGGACGGCUGUGCGGACGUUGUAUGCAAAGCCGUUCCCGCUGCACAACACGCUACUUCAAGAGAUGCUCGAGGAGGCGGCGACCCUGACGGCGGCGGAGGCAUCCGCGUCAGCCGCCGCCGCCACCGCCGCCGCCGCUACUGCUGCUACUGCUGCUGCUGCUGCUACUGCUGCUGCUACUCCUCGCGCGACCACCGCGAAGAGAGGCGCCGCACAUGAGGACUUGGCGCACUGCGACGAACCCAACUGGAGUCCUUUCCAGACCGAAGCCGCGUAUUUCACACUCCCGCCGCCACCGCCGCCGGCAGCGGCUGCUGCUGCUGACGUCAGCUGUGCGCCGUCAGGGCGUGGCGGCGGCGCCGCCGCCACCGCCGCUGCCGUGUCCUUGUCCGGCCACAUCGUAACCGACUGCGUACGGCUCGUCCAAAACCCCGCACUGCCUAGCCGUGAUGUCCUGAUGCUCAUGUCGGAGGGCGGCGGCGGCGGCGCCGGCUUUGCCGCAGGCGGCGGCGGUACGGGAUCCGUUAUCUUGUUGGGCGUCGCCUUCGGUUCCGCCGCCCCGGCGGCGGCAAAGUCAGCGACGCCCUGUAGCACCGGCGGCAGCGGCGGCUGUAGCAGUGGCGGCGGCCCGGUGCUUGCGUUGUACCUGUCCCUGCCAGCCGGCCUGCCGACGGCGCUGCUGGAGGCGGUGCGCGACGACUGCCGGCGGCUGCUGGGCAAGGUAGCCGCCCCCCAGCUGGCCCGCCUACUGCUGCACAGCACCCUGGCCGCCGACCUGGCGCUCCUGUCCCGCGCCGUGCCGGGGACCUACCGUGGAGCCACCACCGCGGCUGCUACUGCCGCUGCCGCUGCCGCUGCCGCUGCCGCUGCCGCUGCCGCUGCCGCUGCUACUGCCACGGCUACUGCUGCAGUGUCGCAGUGCAACGGCGGCGCGGCGGCGCCGGUGGUGCCGACCGGCGCCGCCGCAGCGGCGGCGGCGGCGGCGCCGCCGCGGCUCUCGUCUGCUGCUACUGCCCGGCCAACAGGGGCAGUGUCAGCAGCUGCUGCUGCCGCUGCUACUGCCGCUGCUGCUGCCGCUGCUACUGCCGCAGGAGCUUGCAGAGACAUCGGGCUGCGGCUGCGAGUGCUGGGCGGCGCCGGCGGCGGCAACGUCGCGUCGUCGUCGGCAGGCCGGGGCGAGGCCGCCGCCGCCGCCGCCGCCGCCGGCGCUGGCAUUACUAUCUGCGGCAGGAACGGCAGUAGCAGCCUGGGCGGCAGCGGCGCGUCCCAGGCGGCCAGCCCUGGUGCCCGGCUGAGUUUCUUUUUGGAGCCCAUGCUGACGUCAUCAUCAGAGGCGGUAGACCUGUCCCCGGCAUGUGUGGAGCCGCUCAGGAAGAGCGCGUCUUCUUCCGACGCCGCCGCCGCCGACGCCGACGCGCCGCCCCCUGCCGCCGCCGCCACGGCUACUGCGCUCGCCGCCAAGAAAGGCGGCGGCGCAGAGGCAGCGCGCGCGAACGGUGGUGCUGCUGCUACUGCCGCCGCCGCCGCCGCCGCAGUCGCCAUGGAUGAGAAUGAGUUGGAUUCCCCCGGCGCCGCCAUCUGGCUCGACGGCGGCGGCGCCGUCACACAGCAACCGCCGGCGGCGGCGGCGGCGGCUGACGGUGGUGGUGCAAUGGCGGCUGGCGGCGGCGGCGGCGGCGCAAUGGCGGCGGCGGCGCGCACGCACACGCCGCGUCGUGGCCAUGUCACCGAGGCGAGCGUCAUCACAAUCAUGGAGGCGGACGCGGCAUGCACGCUUCGCGGGCACAUGGGCACCCUGGUCGACUGCCUCACCCGUAGCCUCUCCAGCGUCGCCGGCAGCUGCGGCGUCGGCAGUAGCAGCAGCUGCAGCAGCAGUAACGUGCCAAGCGGCAGCAGCCGCAACAGCCGGAGCUUCGACAGCACUGGUUGCGGUGGUGGCGGCGGCGGCGGCUGGGGCGGCGGCAGUAACGCAUCUCUGACUGGUGGCGGCGGCGGCUGUAGCUUGCGCGGCGGCGGCUCGCAUUGCGGCGGCGCCGCCAGCUGUAGCAGCAUCUCGACGCCCACCUCCUCCGCAACCGGCGGCUCAAGCGUCAUGAUGGCAUCGGCGGCGGCGGCGGCGGCCGACGCGGCGGCGGCUGGCGGCGGCGCCGGCGGCGGCGGUUGGGACGAGCUCGACGAUCUGGAGCUGUACGGCGUGCUGGGUAACGGCGGCAGCGGUGUGGUGUUCUGGGGGCGGCUGGGUACGACGUCGGUUGCGGUUAAGAUCGUUGAGCUUCCUGAGGAGCGGGAGGCCUGGCUGCUGAGGCACGCCCAGCUUAACGCCGCCGCCGCCGCCGCCGGCCCAACCGCCGCCGAGUUGCGGCGGCGGCAGCAGGCCGCCGCCGCCGCCGCCGCCGCCGCCAAGCCUGCGGCGGCCGCGGCCGCGGCCGCUGCCGCGGCGGCGGCGGCGGCCGCCUCAGCGGAUGACUCGCGGCGUCUGCGGGCUCGGCGGGCGCUGCUCCGCAACGCAAUGGAGCUGGCGGUUUUGAAGACGCUGUGCAACCACGCAAACCUGGUGCAGGUCUACGCCGUUUUUGACAACGUUGCGCUGAAGCGAGUUGACGGCUGCUCCAACAGCAACAACAGCGGCGGUUGCGCGCCGACGGUGGCGGCGGCGGUUUCGGCGGUUAUGCCCUCAUACCGGCUUGUACGGCUGGGACCGUACGAGGCGGCUUCACGCAACCGGGCCGAGGGCGGCGUGUCUGCCCCGGUGGUGGCUGUGUGCAUGGAGCUGGCGGACUGCGGCUCGCUGUGGACCGCACUCAGCCUGCGCAUAUUCCCCGGCCGCCUGCUAGCCACCGGAUCCAACAUGAUGGCGGCGACAGCCGGCGGCGGCGGCGGCGGCAACGCGGCCGGCGGCGGCGCCGCCGCCGUUACACCCUUCCACCAGCAACAGCAGCAGCAUGCCGGUGCCGCUGGUGGUGGUGGCGGUGGCGGUGGCGGUGGCGGUGGCGGUGGCGGUGCUGGUGCUGGGGCCGGUGCAGGACCCGCAGCAGCAGGAGGAGCGGCGCCGCCGGCUGCUGGUGGUGCUGCUGGUGCUGGUGCUGGUGCUGGUGCUGGUGCUGGUGCUGGUGGGGUUGGGGGUGCGGGGACUUCGCCGCAGCCUGUGGUCGACAUGCGGAGUGUGUACCUGGUGGUGCUGGAGGUGGCGCUGGCGCUGCGGCACAUGCACAGCCGGCGGGUGGUGCACAGAGACGUCAAGCCGGGAAACGUGCUUGUCAAGGGCUGUGCGGGCGACCCACGCGGCUGGACAUGCAAGCUGGCGGACUUCGGUCUGUCGGCCAUCCUGGACCUACAGGACCCGGUGACGGGGCAGUACUACACCCUGCAGGACGAGCCGUGCGGCACGCCCACGCACAUGCCUCCCGAGUGCUUCAUCAAGGGCGCGCGCAUCACCGCCGCCGUGGACAUAUUUGCACUGGGCAUUACCAUGUGGGAGCUGACCUCAGGUGGCGGACAGCGGCCGCACCGGCACCUGGAGGCGGCGGCCAUCCCGCGGGCGGUGGUGCGCGGCCUGAGGCCCAGCUUCCCCAACGACGGCAGCGUGCCCGACUCCUUCAAGCGGCUGGCGUCCGCCUGUUGGGCCGCCGACCCCGCGCAGCGCCCCCGCGCCUGUGACGUGGUGGCCUUUGCCAAGUCGCAGCUGGCGGCGCUGCAGGCGCAGAUGCAGGCGGCGGCGGCGGCGCAGCAGCAGGCGGCGGCCUUCCACAUGAUGCACAUCAUGCAGCAGCAGCAGGCCGCGGCGGUGGCGGCGGCCGCGGCAUGGGCUCAGCAGCAGGGGCAGGGGCAGCAGGGGCAGGGGCAGGGGCAAGCGACGCAGCAGCAAUGGCCUGGCAGUGGAUGGGGCGGCGGCGUGGCCGAUCCUUCCCGGUGCGGUGCGUGCUGGUGAACGCACGUGCUGGUGUGUGUGUCGGGUGCUGGAGUUGCGGGAGCGAGGGCUGUUGCCUCGACUCGGGAGUUGUUGCGGGUGGCUAUCAGAAGUUGCCACAAGUGAUCUCUGUGUUACACGCGCAGAUCUAAUGCGGGGCCUCAGCUCAGGAGGCGGUUUUUCGGUGUUUCCGUAUGAUGACUUCACGCGUUGAAUGUGAUUUCGUUCUGGAGGCCUUCCGCGCAUAUGCAUGGCGGUCGUACAGCAGGCAGGUCGGCGGCACGCGCUUAUCCUUAUUUGCAGCCAGGGUGCGCGCGCAUGCUUUCGAAUUGGAAUGGUUGACUGGCAUACUUACGUAAUGGAAUGGUUUACUGGCAAUGCAGCCUAGGUGCCUUAUUUGGCGCAUGCCGUGUGGCGGCAGCUCGAGUAGCAAGCAAGCAGUAAAGCAUGCAAGAUUUUGGUGGUUAGGUGAUGAGAGGCCUCGCUCGCACGUAAACACACGUUUGCUUGCGCUGCGAGCCAUACAGCGCUGUACAUCUUGCACAGCGGGGUGGCAUAAUUCUUUACGUGCAGCAGGCGCUAAUUUCCUGCGCACCUAACCAACUUGCAAACACUUUAGACGAAGAAGACGAAGAAGACGCAAACGCAUUAUUUCUUGGGACAAUGGUGCCCUGCCUUUCAAGCAUUACCGUACGCUGCACAAGAGAGAGGAAAAGCAAGGGCCUGUUGCUUGGAGUUGACACGUUGCACCGUUUCCGACCCUUGUACUAAGGUUUGGCACCUUCCCAGAAGCAUUUUGCCAACGUGCCAAGUCCAGCUUUGCAAGUGCUGCAUGCGGCUAUUUAUCGCAUGGUCCUGGCUUGCCUGUGUCUGCUGUGUCUGUGUGUUCUCCUGUGUGUGCGAGUGUGUGUGUGUGUGUGUGUGUGUGUGUGUGUGUGUGUGUGUGUGUGUGUGUGUGUGUGUGUGUGUGUGUGUGUGUGUGUGUGUGUGUGUGUGUGUGUGUGUGUGUGUGUGCGCAUGUGUGCGUGUGCGCUGCUGGACGAUGAAUCAGCUUCUUGGCGUGCGUCCACCCGGGGUUGGAAGAUGCAGUAGACCUCGGCAGGCACGGUUCGUGGCGCAGGCAGCUGCCGAGUAGCUGUACGUGCUGUGGUUGUUGCGACGUUGUGACGUGCCUGCCGCUUUGCUUAGAUUCGCCACGCCCGAACGCACUAGUUGAAUCACUGCGUGUUUCUAGUCCGUCAUUUCGGCUUACGGCCGGCAAAGUAUCGGGGCCAAUGGGCCUGCGAAGCUGCCUGCUGGGUGUUCCAGCCGUCACCCACCCGCGUCCGGCGUGGUUGUCAGCAUGUGCGGGCAAGAUGCAUGAGUGCAUGGGGUUGAUGGGAUCGCGUACAUUUGACCAACAACCAUGUACGUCAGGAAGGUUUCUAAAUAGCAGGCAGCUCCCUCAUGCGCUUUUUUUACACCGAGCAAGGCUUUCUUUCAUGCCGGUACGGUGAGGUUCUGUGCUAUUGAAGACACGACAGGAUGUUUUGCCGAUUUCAAGUAUUGCAUGGCAGGCCACUUGGCGGUUGUGUGAUGUAAGUGAUAGAGGCUGCAGCACCCACGCACACGGCACACGGCAGAUGCUUGCUUGGACGAAGAUUUCAUUUCGGAGAAGCUACAGCAACAUUAUUUGUUAUGGUGGCCGCUUAUUAUGUGUUGUGGUGCUAUCAUGGCAACCGUGCGCGGGAUGCGCGCCAAUGAACUGGGUCAUUGCAGACCUCCCCUGGUCAGACUGCGUCGCCAACUUGUUGGUGGCUGGAGUUGUACGGAUUGCACACAUGCGCCGUUGGGUUGGUGGAGAUGGCGGUACAAUGGGAGGCGUAUCCCCUAGCGGCGAUAUGCCAGACGGAAGGCUUCAGUUUCAGUUGAUUCUGCAGAUCCUGUUAGUAAUAGAGUGCAACUGUGAACGAUCCAUCUAAUGUGAGUGGGCUUUGCUUGUCCAUGGCAGAAACGAACACGCGGCUUCUGCCAUCAAGCACUUUGAUGUUGCAUCGCGAUACGCACGGGCAUUGUCCUGCGGAGUUUAGGGUAUCAGGCGUUGCUUGUGUGUCUGUGCGUCCAUGUGUCUGUGUGGAAAAAUUCCGCUGAAUCACAUGCGCGGCACAUCGCCUCUGCAUGGCGCUUCCACAUGUGCCUUUGUUCUCUCAGCCGGUCAGUACGGCCUGCUGCUUUAGACAUUUUUCUGUUGCGGCAUAACAGAAAAAACAGAAAUGCUCUCAGAAUGGACUUAUUUGUGUGGUCUUUGAAAAGACGGAGAAAGGACUACUCCCUGUAACUUGAGUAGUCUUUUAUCCGGUCUUUCCAGGUGUUUGUCAGGAAUGUGGAGAAAGGACUGCUCCCCACGACUGCUCCCUUCAAUUUGAGUACUCCUUUUUGGGGCUGAGCCUUCGAGGCUCGAGCCCACCUUUCUUGUCCGGUCUUGGCAUUUGUGUGGAAAUUGCUACCUUGCCACGAUGGGUGGGGUAGCAUGCGUAGUUGAAUAUGCGUUGGAACGGCUUGCUCGUGUUCGGGGGGGGGGGGGAGCGGCAGUGUGACAAACACGUAAAGAGAGGACGGGUACCGCGUGCGUGCGUGUGCGACGGUACCGUACCGUACUUGCCGUACUUACCGCGUGCGUGCGUGGCCGCAGGCAGGCAGGGAGGGAACGCAGGUUGGUAUUGGUGAUGCAUAGCCGCAGUCAAGUUUGACACACGGUAUCGAUGAUGCUUUUUUGAAAACGAAUGCGCACGCUGUUACAAGGGGUUGUCGGAGCUAGCAGGCGGCACGGUAUCAUUCGGUCGCGGCGCGCAUGUGUGUUCGUCGUUAGUUGUGCCCCUGUGUGCGGGGGGGCUGCCGGCUACUGUCGGCUAGGUCUGCGGGCGGGUGCGCCGGUCAGGCAGCUUUGGUGCACCACUGCGCCCCAAUUGUUUACUGCGGCAGAGUUGCAGCGACUCUGCAGCGCUGACUGCCACGUAGCACUGUAAAGGGCUUUCAAC
Messenger RNA from Chlamydomonas reinhardtii, 8950 nucleotides. RefSeq lists its product as uncharacterized. Lineage: Eukaryota; Viridiplantae; Chlorophyta; Chlorophyceae; Chlamydomonadales; Chlamydomonadaceae. Gene Ontology annotation, molecular function: protein kinase activity; ATP binding. The record is from RefSeq and is a predicted model, not a curated record. The coding region runs from base 411 to 5954 and encodes 1847 amino acids. Gene Ontology annotation, biological process: protein phosphorylation. The transcript has 17 exons.